ACGUUUGCAGAAGACUGAUCCGUCAUAGAACGAACGACCAGGUAUUGGUGGCGUAUUGUCUUGGCUGAAAAAUGUGAGGUAAUGAGCAUUUGGUGAUGUAUGAAGACAACAUGAAGUUUAGAUGGCAUAACAUGAAGUAAUUUGUUUCACAGAAUGGACAAAUCGACUCUGAAUAACCAGGGCAGCAUGUCACCUCAAUCUUCAGGGCUGAAGAGUAAGCCAAGCAAGAAACCAGCUUGAAACAAGCAGCAAGCAAAGCUUUGCCUCAGCAUAUUUAUGACUUUCUUGAGAAGUACGAGUAAUUGGAUGAGGUAACUGUUGCUUCAGUGGACUACAUGGCAUUAUAUACCAGCAGACAGAAUGCUUCUAAUGACUUCUAAAUAAUGAUUGUUUCAAUGCGGCAGCAGGCUAGGAAAGCUAAACUUUACACAAUUAAUAAGCUGAUUCGUGAAUCAAGGCGGUUAAAAAGCAGAAAUGGUCCUGAGGAACAGAAGAAAAAGUAUAACAAAAAAGCUGAGAGGUUAAUGGAAGAAAUGCUUAUUUUAAAGAAGCUGAAAGAUGAUGAAGUAUCAAAAUUUGCUCUUUGCAAUACCAAGAAAGCAAGUGAAAUUAUUGCUGAUCCUGCAGUACCAUUAAAAGAGAAAGCACUGGCUAGGGUCUCCAAUCAGUCAAACAUCUCGGCUUGUGUCACUCAGUUUCAUAUGAAAUUUCCAGCAUGGGUUGAUAUUGUACCCCAGUUAUUACUAAAGCUAGGAGAAAAAGCAAGAAAAAAGAAAAAUCGAAAAUUAAAAAUACGUGAGAAUGACCGGGGCAAGGUAACAGUGUCUUCUAAAACUGAAAUUUGCACUCAUGAAAGCAUUUGUAGCAAGGAUCAAACUGUCAUGUAUCCGAAUUGUGAUGAAUCUGUUGUAAUUCACAAUCAGGACAGACAACAGGAAAUGCCAAAGGACCUCAGUGAAAAAAUAAGUAAAGAAAGUGUCUGUUUAAAAAGUGAAACAAGAAGUUUAGCAGAAGUAAAGAGAUUCACUGAACUUUUAAAAGCAAAAAACGACACUGAAAAUGACAGCUUGGAUGUUAUCAAUUUAACUUCUGUUGCUUCUUCAUGUGGUACAACAGUAGAUCCAUUUUUUAUGUGUGAAGAUGGUAAAACUGAAUAUCUGACUAGUGUAAAAGUAGAUACAAGCUCAAAUGAAGGAGUCUAUAUUCAUGAGAGAGAAAGACUGUCAAAAUCAGCAAGGAAUAAAAGUGAUGAAAAGAGGUUCUUUCAAGCAGAAAGAAGGAAAAGUAUGCAAGAACAGAAGCCAAAAAAUUCAAGCUUCAAGGCUUUCCAGCAGCAGUCAACAAAUAUUUCUGGGAAUAGAAGUAAACAGUCAUCAUAUUCAAGGCAGAAAAUUAGUGUAAUACAUCAUGAGAAAAAACAAAGUCCACUAACAGAUAAUAACAGUCCCAUUCAUCCAUCAUGGGAAGCAAAGAAAAAGUUGAAGGAGCAGCAGUGUGCAGUGUUUGCAUUCCAAGGCAAAAAGAUUAAGUUCGAUGAUUAGUUAACAUCAAGAAGAUCAAGCAACACAGUGUCUUAAUGGUGCAUGAAAAACGUUCUGUGCCUUAGCAGUUUCCUAAUUAGGAGAAAUGCUGUCCAGUAUUUUUGUGGCAGAAGUGUCAUAUUUAAGAUGCUGCAAGUGGUUUUGCAAUUUUGGGUUUGAUGUGACUCUGUCUUGUUCUGCUAUGCUCGAAGAUAUAUCUAUUAAAAUGAAUGGCAUCUCAGUAUAGGUAGUUGGAAGACAGGAUCUCCAAGGAUGGGAUGACAUUUGGAAUACAUGUUAAGACGCAGGAAACAAUGUACGUGAAGUAGUGGGAUGUAAAUUUGUAUCUAGCAGUCAUAAAUCCAUUUUAGCUUGAAGCUGAUAAAAGAAAAUGUGUCAUUAUCCUGGAUUCUUUCAUUCAUAAUCAUUAUGUCUACAGUCUAAAGAUGAGAUGAUUUUCUCAUACAUGACUUUGAUCAUAUUUUUCAAGCACUAUUUUAAUGACAUCAUGGUUCAGAAUUGUUAACGCCAUGAAUAAAUAACUGUUUACAUUGA
This is a messenger RNA of Cryptotermes secundus, 2075 nucleotides long. RefSeq names its product serum response factor-binding protein 1. The transcript is spliced from 6 exons. Gene Ontology annotation, cellular component: nucleus; 90S preribosome. Gene Ontology annotation, biological process: maturation of SSU-rRNA. The record is from RefSeq and is a predicted model, not a curated record. The coding region runs from base 384 to 1541 and encodes 385 amino acids. Lineage: Eukaryota; Metazoa; Arthropoda; Insecta; Blattodea; Kalotermitidae.